GAUUAUAAAUAAAACAAAACAUUUGUAUUAUUUAUAAUCUCUUUGGUUCAAAGUCAAUACAUCAUAUCACUAUAGCAUAGAAUCUUCUGAGGCAGACGCGAAUGGAUCCUCUUGAAAAAGAAAGCUGCGUAGGAUUUCUAAAUAAGAUAAUUAAAGGUCAAGAGUUAAGUUACAUUGAAGAGCACAUUCCAAUGUUUCUAAGAUGGCUUAAAAGCUCACAAAAUUCCUCCUUUCAAAGAAGUGCAUUUUUGUGCUUAAUUUCAAUUCACAAUCAUUAUGGAAUGGAUCUUUUUUCAGAAGAGCAUGUUAUCUGUGUCAACAAACUGAUGCUUCAAUGGCUUUCCAAUGCAAGUCGUGUGUCGGCACCAAACCCCUAUCAACGCGCAAUAUUCAAUUCAAAAACAAUGCUUCAACCUGUGACAGAAGUAGAUGGAAAGAACUGCGAAUCGUUUUUUACUGUUUUAAACAUUGCCCAUUAUUGCACUAUGGAUCAAUGGUUGAACAUCGCUAUAUUCUCUUCAGUACGCUGGUGGCUGUUAACCACAUGGUCCUACCAAAACGGCUUUUGUGGGAUCAGCACUAACAUACCUUGUGAUUUAAGUAGUAUGAGAAGUGAAUCGCCUAUACCCUUUGCACAAGCAUCUUUUGUAGAACCAAUAUUUUUUGACGAGCGCAACUUACGAACCCAGGACGCAAGUGACAAGAACGAAGAUUUGUUGUCAUCGCCGUUGCCUAGCAAUGAUGACUGGAAUGCUGCUAGCACGCCAAUUAAAGAUACUGAUGAAAACAGGAGUGUGAGCAGUUGCAGCAAUUUGUCGGGCACGCGCAGGACUUUUGGAAGCGAGUCUAGUUUUUUUUCGGAGUCCUAUCAGGAUGAUACUCUGGUGCAGAAGACUAUUGCGUAUUGCUAUAGGCUACUUAAACAGACUGAGUAUAACACAACGACAUUACAUGAUGUUUCGUUACAAAAAGCGUGCGUUAUUGAAGCCGUGAGUCUGUUGGAUUUCUUCUGUGAGAAAGAGGCAGACUUAGUUCCCAGAGCCAUACAAGCCGUUCGCAAGGUUGACAAUCAUGUAAAGAAAUUGUCAGAAUGGGUCGAAGUUUUGCUGCCCAUUCUUUUGUUUUAUAUCAAAUACGGCGAAGCUGUUAUUCUUGAUGCCGAACCUUACAUUCGCCAUUUCUUUGAAGACAUUUUAUACAACAGCUUUACCAGCCCCGAGCUUGCAUUUGAAAUCGUCGACUUUUGCAUUGAAAACAAAGAAGAAUUGCGACAGUCGACCAACAUUUUCUCAAAAUACUUCCCCAAUAUAUUCAAGAUUAUUGCUUGGUUUCCAAGAACGUUUCUCAAAGAAUUCAUGGAAUUAUUGCCGAUGAUGAUCAAUGAAAAUAAUUAUGUUGAAAUCUUUCAUCUUCUCCUUGAUCUUCCUUGCCUUUCUGCUGCACUGAUGACCGUACAACAAUCAAAAAGAUGCAGCGCCAAGACAAACUCGGAAUCCAUCGUCGUCUUGCGUAAAUCUGUCAAAGCAUAUAACAAUUCGAAAUUCAGGGGAUUGUUUUCGUUCAUUUUAAGAAGGGAAAGUGGCAUUGCUGAUACCAUCAAUAGGUUAAAUAUUCUUCAUUCACUGUUUGAAGAUAUGGUCAAUUGCCCUAGAGUUUUGAUUUCGGCCCAAGUAUCGUGGCUUUUGCUCAGGGUGUAUUUUCAAGAAGUUCUUCGAAAUAAAGACAUCGAAGAGACAAAACUUUUCCCCAUAUUAUUGGAGCGUGUUGUGUCCAUAAUCGAUAUCAAAGAAUAUAAAAACAAUAUCCUAAGCCUUUUUGCUUCCCAACUUCGAUCUAUGUUCAAACUACAUCCUGACCUGUUGUUCGAGUAUUCAGGCGAUAUCAUUGAGUUUGUUCAGGAAAUGAAGACGUUGGAUACAACUUCCAAGCAGUUCUUUACCAAUCUGGUGUGGAUCAUCGGAGAGUAUGCUUCUAACAAAUAUGACGUCAGAUAUGACAAUUCCUUUGUUGUCAAAUUCCACGAGUUAAUCGAAAGUGUGACCUAUGAACUAGCAUCAACGAAGAAUGUAGAUGGCAAGCUUCAACAAGACUAUUGUAGCUCACGCUUGUUUUGUGUUUUAAUGUUGACAUUAGCGAAGCUUGCUUCCAGAUGUCCUGAUCUUAUACCAAAAGUCAUCCUUUGUCUUCGCAAAGUAUCCAAACAAAGAGCUGAUGUUUGUGUUGAACAAGCCGAAAAAGCCACAGUUAUGAAUAAGGCAAGGGAACUGAUCAGUUUACUAAGUAUUCCAAGUGUUGCACAGUUGAUCUUAAGUCCAGACCCGUCAAUAAAAGAAGGAAGACUUCAUCGUGAUCGGCACACAUCUUUGUCUUUCUUCAUGAACUCAUCAAGAGAUAUGAUGUUUUAAUAAGAUCACUCCUGUCGAGUCUGAAAAAGUUGCACAAAGUCAAUAACUGGAACACUUACUGCAAUUUUUGCUAGUUCACCUUUGUACCAAAAUUAAGAAGAUCAUCCAUCCACUGUCAGGUGUUGUGUGUUUCAUAACAAUUGAAAGGGAGACAUUUGCAUUUUAUCAUAUUUAUCAAUUUAUGGAAUACACUCACCCUACCCCCUCUUGUCAGGUUCUUGUGAUCAAGAACCUUAUUUAAAAUUUCGAUUCAAGAAUUUUUUAUACGUGCUUCACGUUAAAUUUCAAUCAAAAUGCAAAAAUAUUAACAUCUUGGAAAAUCUUGGCUAUAGGUUAAUCAGCCAAAAAAUCAUGUUACUGCUCUGAAAAGCGAUGCUUUUGACAAUACACCUGGUAAUAUAGCUUUAGCACAUGAAACAGUUUUUGUUGCAAGUUCGGUUUGCACUGAAAACAGAUAAUUUCUGUCUUGAUUUAGAAAUAAUCAUUAAAUUUUCGAAGAAUGGAAUGCUUCAUAAUUAAAAAUAGCAAAAAAAGUAAA
This is a messenger RNA of Xenia sp. Carnegie-2017, 2943 nucleotides long. Its product is annotated as AP-5 complex subunit zeta-1-like. Gene Ontology annotation, cellular component: AP-5 adaptor complex. Bases 102 to 2405 code for a protein of 767 amino acids. The record is from RefSeq and is a predicted model, not a curated record. The transcript has 23 exons. Lineage: Eukaryota; Metazoa; Cnidaria; Anthozoa; Malacalcyonacea; Xeniidae.